ACAUCGACUGCUAGUUAAUCCAUUUUGUGAACCUUAACGCCGGCAUCUGACAACUGACAAAUCUAAUUAACAAUACGACUGGAUAAGGUUCUGGAAACGUAUCGUUCUUGAGAACUAGAGAACUAAAAUUUUCAUUUCGUAACUUCUAUCAAAAUGUGGGCCGAUACGCUUUUAAUUGUAGGAAUAUCAGUUUUCACAGCUCUCUUGGGCGAAGGUGUUACUUGGCUUCUAGUGUACAAAACAGAAAAAUACCAAAGGUUGAAGGCAGAGAUUGAUAGACAAAGCAAAAAACUUGAAAAAAUCAAAGAAACAUGUUCUGAUACUUUGGACAAGGGGUUAAAGAAAAAAAUAGACAGAGAAGAGGAAAAACUAAAGAACAACAAUCGGGAUUUAUCUUUAGUUAAGAUGAAAUCAAUGCUAGCAAUUGGUUUUGCAUUUACAGCUCUUUUAGGCAUGUUCAACUCAAUAUUUGAUGGUAGAGUUGUUGCCAAGUUACCAUUUACUCCAAUUUCAUGGGUGCAAGGACUUUCACACAGGAACCUAUCUGGAGAUGACUACACCGAUUGUAGUUUCAUUUUCCUUUACAUCUUAUGCACCAUGUCUAUAAGACAGAACAUUCAAAAGCUUCUAGGCUUUGCCCCUUCUAGAGCAGCAAAUAAACAAAGUGGAGGUUUGUUUGGACAGCAACCUCCAUCACUCAAGUGAGGGAUUCAUAUGAUAAAGAUUUAUAAUGAAUCGACCUAUCUCGAAUGUAACAAUACACGUGAGUUUGUGUUUUGCCCCAAUA
This is a messenger RNA of Daphnia pulicaria, 787 nucleotides long. RefSeq names its product calcium load-activated calcium channel-like. Gene Ontology annotation, biological process: endoplasmic reticulum calcium ion homeostasis. NCBI's taxonomy places the organism in Eukaryota, Metazoa, Arthropoda, Branchiopoda, Diplostraca, Daphniidae. Gene Ontology annotation, cellular component: endoplasmic reticulum membrane; endoplasmic reticulum; cytoplasm. The transcript is spliced from 5 exons. Gene Ontology annotation, molecular function: calcium channel activity. The record is from RefSeq and is a predicted model, not a curated record. The coding region runs from base 154 to 705 and encodes 183 amino acids.